AUGAAUGAAAUUUGGUUGCUCGAAGAGAACUGGAAUCUUAUAGGAACACUUCUUCAGCCGAUGUACGGUGGAUCGUCAAUUUUGAUUGAGGAAUCGAGUGUUUACCUCUUUCCGGGUAACAACCGCGAUGAUGCCAGAGCUAUUCAGAGAAUAACAAUAGAUGGAAAUGAUGUCACGAAAAUCGAAGUUGUUGGAUACCACUCAAAGUACACUCGUUCUCCGAUUAUUUUUGUAUCACCACUCAAUCUGUGCUCCGUUUAA
Oikopleura dioica is the source of this 261-nucleotide messenger RNA. The record is from the annotation of a GenBank genome assembly. NCBI's taxonomy places the organism in Eukaryota, Metazoa, Chordata, Appendicularia, Copelata, Oikopleuridae.